CCCUGCGCGGCCCGUGACACUCGGUGGACCGAGAUCGCCGAGCGAGGUUUCGGCAGUUGCACCCUACUCCUUCGGAUCCGGCUCUGGACCCAGCCCCCGAAUCCGACACGGCUGCACCAUGGAGGAGGCGGACCGAAUCCUCAUCCAUUCGCUGCGUCAGGCCGGCACGGCAGUUCCUCCAGAGGUGCAGACGCUGCGGGCCUUCACCACUGAGCUGGUGGUUGAGGCUGUAGUUCGCUGCUUGCGUGUGAUCAACCCUGACGUGGGCUCCGGCCUCAGCCCGCUGCUGCCUCCCGCUAUGUCCGCCCGGUUCAGGCUGGCUAUGAGCCUGGCUCAGGCCUGCAUGGACCUGGGCUAUCCUUUGGAGCUUGGCUACCAGAACUUCCUGUACCCCAGUGAGCCUGACCUCCGAGACCUGCUGCUCUUCUUGGCCGAGCGCCUACCUGCCGAUGCCUCCGAAGAUGCUGACCAGCCUGCAGGUGACUCUGCUGUUCUCCUCCGGGCCAUUGGGAGCCAAAUCCGGGGUCAGCUAGCCCUGCCCUGGGUCCCGCCCCUUCUUCGCACUCCCAAGGUGCAGCGUCUGCAGGGCUCAGCUCUCCAGAAGCCACUCCACACCAGCAGGCUGGUCAUGUCCGAUAUGAGCUCCAGAGGUGAGCUACGGGACUUCCAGGCGAGUUCUCUGCUGCCACCAGCCCCCAUGCAGGUGCCCCAGCUUGCUGUGAGGGCAGCCUCGCUCCUGGAACACCAUGCCAUCCAAAUGUGCCAGCGUGCAGGCCGGGACCGCCCAGGGGAUGAGGACUGGGGCCAUCGCGCGUCUCGCCUCCAACAGCAGGAAGAUGCCCGGGCCCAGCAGCAGCGGCUACACAAGCAGCUAGCUGAGUAUCUACGCCAAAACUGGGGCCCUCUUGGGGCCUCCACACAGACCCGAGAUCUGGGAGAGCUACUGCAUGCCUGGGGUGCUGGGGCCAAGACGGGUGCUGCCAAGGGCUCUCGCUUUACACAUUCCGAGAAGUUCACCUUCCAGCUGGAGCCUGAGGUCCAAGCAGCAGAGACAGCAGAUACGCCAGCCACCUCGCGGCGACCUGAGCAGGACACGCGGGCAGCUCAGGAACAGGAGUUAGAGUCCCUUCGGCAGCAGCUGGAGGGAGUGAACCGCAACAUUGAAGAGGUUGAAGCGGACAUGAAGACGCUGGGAAUGAGCCUUGUGCAGGUGGAGAGCGAGUGCCGGCAGAGGGAGCUCAGCACAGCGGAGCAAGAGCAGGCCCUGCGCCUGAAGAGCCGCGCGGUGGAGCUGCUGCCUGACGGGGCUGCCAACCUCGCCAAGCUGCAGCUCGUGGUAGAGAGCAGUGCCCAGCGGGUCAUCCACCUGGCGGGUCAGUGGGAGAAGCACCGAGUCCCACUCCUUGCUGAGUACCGCCACCUCCGAAAGCUCCAGGAUUGCCGAGAGCUGGAAUCUUCUCGACGGCUGGCGGAGAUCCAGGAGCUGCACCAGAGCGUUCGGGCAGCUGCUGAGGAGGCCCGCAGGAAGGAGGAGGUCUACAAACAGCUGGUAUCAGAACUGGAGACCUUGCCAAGAGAUGUGUCCCGGCUGGCCUACACCCAGCGCAUCCUGGAGAUUGUGGGCAAUAUCCGGAAGCAGAAGGAAGAAAUCACAAAGAUCUUAUCUGACACGAAGGAGCUUCAGAAGGAAAUCAACUCCCUCUCCGGCAAGCUGGACCGGACGUUUGCAGUGACGGAUGAACUUGUUUUCAAGGAUGCCAAGAAGGAUGAUGCUGCUCGGAAAGCCUACAAGUACCUAGCUGCCCUGCACGAGAACUGCAGCCAGCUUAUCCAGACUAUUGAGGAUACAGGCAGUAUCAUGCGGGAGGUGCGCGACCUGGAGGAGCAGAUCGAGACCGAGAUGGGCAAGAAGACCCUGAGCAACCUGGAGAAGAUCCAGGAGGACUACCGAGCCCUGCGCCAGGAGAACGCCAACCUCCUGGGCCGCAUCCGGGAAGUCUGAAGAGCUCCUGGCCAGGGGUUCUGCCCAGCCCAGCCUGAGGCAGAGAUCUGGGGUGUGGCUGGAGGCUCCAGCCCAGCACAGGCCUCUUGCCCGGUCCUCUGUGUGCUAUGCAGGCGGUCCCUCCAGCUGCUGCCUUGGACUCCACCCCCCUCCUCGCUCAUUUGAACACAACCCUUAUUCCAGGGGUGACCGUCCAGUGUGGGGGAGUUUGGCCACAGUUUAUUGGGGGAGGUGUUGGGGGUUGGGGGACCUUGGAUCCCCAAAAUAAAAUGAGGGGCUCUUGUACAGUC
Messenger RNA from Ochotona curzoniae (black-lipped pika), 2292 nucleotides. RefSeq names its product coiled-coil domain containing 22 (gene CCDC22). Bases 119 to 2002 code for a protein of 627 amino acids. The transcript is spliced from 17 exons. The record is from RefSeq and is a predicted model, not a curated record. NCBI's taxonomy places the organism in Eukaryota, Metazoa, Chordata, Mammalia, Lagomorpha, Ochotonidae. Gene Ontology annotation, biological process: positive regulation of ubiquitin-dependent protein catabolic process. Gene Ontology annotation, molecular function: cullin family protein binding.